AUGCGAACGAUUGAUGGUAUCGGUAGCAUGUUUCAACCGUUGGAGAACGCUAUUUCGGCCAAACUCAUUCCGGCUUUAACGGGCAGAGGACCUUGUUCCAGCGUAGAAAGAACAAUACUCUCUUUGCCAAUGCGUCAUGGUGGGCUCAACCUUGUUAAUCCUGUUGAAGUUGCAAAUAGUCAUUAUAACGCAUCAUUAAAGAUUACUGAACCUCUGAAGAAGAUGAUCAUUAGCCAAACGACAACUUAUAAGAAAAUUUAUCUACACAACAUAAAAGCCGAUCUGCGAAGGCAAAAGAACCAGUACCACCAGCAAUUAGCCACAGAGGUGAGAGAAAGCUUGUCCCAAAUAAAGCAACAGACAUUUGUUGGAGCUGAAAGGUUCAUCAUCAUGGUUAUCUGCCCUACCACUGAAAGACCAAUGCUUCAGUCUAAACAAGGGCGAGUUUCGUGAUGCUUUGAGCCUCAGGUACAACAGAUGGCAACGGAAAUAUCUUCCCCAAUAUUGCAUAUGUGGAACUAGUUUUUCGACCGAUCAUGCCAUGAUAUGCCCACACGGAGGAAUGACUAUAUCUCGUCAUAACUAAAUCUGUGAUCUUACCGCUGAUUGGAUGAGUGAAGUAUGCAGAGAGACGCAAACUGAACCACCAUUGCAACCCUUAUCUGGAGAGAUUAUCCUUCCCCGUUCCGCAAAUAAACAAGAAGAUGCCCGGGUCGAUAUUAAGACUAUCAGACUUUGGGGACAGCAGCAAAGCGCAUUUUUUGAUGUUAGGGUUUUUCACCCCAACGCACCAAGCUACCGUGACAAAAGUGUUGCAGCUUUAUUUGCAUUAUCUAACAUUUUGCUUUUUAACCCAUUCUUUUUGCCACAACACAUUUGGUGCACCACAACAAAUCAGUGCUUCAGUCACUUGGCAUACGUCGGGCAUGAGACUCCAGACUGGAAAUAAUCAUGGCCAUCCUUCAUCCAUCCCCAAUGUGUGGGUUCCAGGCUAAACAGAACUAUUUCCCUGCAUUGUUAAAGUACUGGUUUAAAGCAUUGAUACAUGUGGACUAUUCUUGGGGUCUGUAGACGACAGGGUAGUGGCGAAUCAGGAUGUAGAUCUUUAAUUAUUGAUGCCAUGCAACAUCGAAGAAGCAGAUAAACGUAUAUUUCUCCAUGUCCAACAUGCUGCUGAACUCUGUCCACCUGUUUUGGUCAAGACUGUAGACUGUGACGUUGUUGUUGUUGCACUUGCAGCUUUCCACAGGAUCCAUGGCCUUGAUGAACUAUAGCUUGAGUUUGGAAGCAUUUGAAGUACAUUUCAAUCCACGAAAUUGCAACAUCCCUAGGAGCUCAAACAUCCACUGCUUAACUUCUUUCGUGUUUUUCCAGUGGCUGUGAUGAUACCACAUCAUGGUUCAAACAUAAAGGCAAUAAAUCAUUCAGCGAAACAUGGAAACGAUUGCCCAGCUUAACUGCAGUGUUUGAACAAGUAGCAACGUCAGAAGGCAAUAUAUGUGAAAGUGAUUUUUUGGAACAGUUUGUUGCAGCUCUUUAUUGCAGCACAUUUGAUGGCGACAACGUCAACAAUGCAAGGCGAUACCUUUUCACAAGCAAGGGAAAGACAAUUGACAAUAUACCCCCAACAGCUGCUUCAUUGAACGAACAUGUAAAACGAUCUGAGUUAUAA
Messenger RNA from Paramuricea clavata, 1672 nucleotides. NCBI's taxonomy places the organism in Eukaryota, Metazoa, Cnidaria, Anthozoa, Malacalcyonacea, Plexauridae. The record is from the annotation of a GenBank genome assembly.